Molecule: messenger RNA, 2111 nt
Organism: Pseudovirgaria hyperparasitica
Lineage: Eukaryota; Fungi; Ascomycota; Dothideomycetes; Acrospermales; Acrospermaceae
Product: ATP-citrate synthase (ATP-citrate (pro-S-)-lyase)
Exons: 5
Coding region: 47-2050 (667 amino acids)
Biological process (GO): tricarboxylic acid cycle; acetyl-CoA biosynthetic process; fatty acid biosynthetic process
Cellular component (GO): cytosol
Molecular function (GO): ATP citrate synthase activity
Source: RefSeq, a predicted model, not a curated record
CAGACAAUUCUAGCACCUUGAUAUUCGCCCACAAACACAGCUCACAAUGCCUACGGCCGUCAACAGCACCUCUGGUGCGCCCUCCGCGGCCAACAGAGAGUCGAACAACCUCUCUGUCAACGAUAGAAUCAGCCGCUUCACAGCUCCUAGCCGAUCUCUGACUCCUCCCAACGACCACACUCUCUUCCACUCCAAGACUCGAUGCUUCGUCUACGGUCUACAACCUCGUGCUGUGCAAGGCAUGUUGGAUUUCGACUUCAUCUGCAAGCGCAAGACUCCCUCUGUCGCUGGUAUCAUCUACACUUUUGGCGGUCAAUUCGUCAGCAAAAUGUACUGGGGAACCAGCGAGACUCUUCUACCAGUCUACCAGUCUGUAGAGAAGGCCAUCGCGAAGCACAGCGAGGUUGACACCGUGGUCAACUUUGCCUCCUCCCGCAGUGUCUACCAAUCGACCAUGGAGCUGAUGGAGUACCCUCAGAUCAGGUCAAUUGCGAUUAUUGCAGAGGGUGUACCAGAGAGGCGUGCCCGUGAGAUCCUGCACGUCGCCAAGAAGAAGGGCAUCACCAUUAUUGGUCCUGCCACCGUCGGUGGUAUCAAGCCAGGUGCCUACAAGAUUGGUAACACGGGUGGUAUGAUGGACAACAUCGUUGCUUCUAAGCUCUACCGCCCGGGCUCUGUCGCAUACGUCUCCAAGUCGGGAGGUAUGUCGAAUGAGCUGAACAACAUCAUUGCCAACACCACCGAUGGUGUCUAUGAGGGUGUGGCUAUCGGAGGAGACCGAUACCCCGGCACCACUUUCAUCGACCACUUGCUCCGCUACGAGGCAGACCCGAACUGCAAGAUCCUCGUGUUGUUGGGUGAAGUUGGUGGUGUUGAGGAGUACCGCGUGAUCGAGGCCGUCAAGUCCGGCCAAAUCAAGAAGCCAGUCGUCGCAUGGGCAAUCGGCACUGUCGCUGGUAUGCUGAAGACUGAGGUCCAGUUCGGUCACGCCGGUUCCUUUGCAAACUCUCAACUCGAGACUGCCAACAUGAAGAACAAGUCUAUGAAGGAAGCUGGUAUCUUUGUUCCAGAGACCUUCGAGGACAUGCCCGCCAUGCUCGCUGAAGUCUACCAGGGACUGCUGAAGAAGGGCAUCAUCAAGCCAGCCGCUGAGCCUAUCGUUCCCAAGAUUCCAAUUGACUACUCGUGGGCGCAAGAACUAGGCCUCAUCCGUAAGCCAGCUGCAUUCAUCUCCACCAUCUCCGACGACAGAGGCCAGGAGCUCCUCUACGCCGGUAUGCCAAUUUCCGACGUCUUCAAGGAGAACAUCGGUAUUGGUGGUGUAAUGUCUCUGUUGUGGUUCCGUCGCCGUCUGCCAGACUUUGCUAGCAGGUUCCUCGAGAUGGUUCUCAUGAUGACUGCCGAUCACGGUCCGGCUGUGUCUGGUGCUAUGAACACGAUUAUCACCACCAGAGCUGGCAAGGAUCUGAUAAGCGCACUGGUCAGUGGUCUCUUGACAAUUGGCUCAAGAUUCGGUGGUGCUUUAGAUGGCGCCGCAGAGGAGUUCACCAAGGCAUACGACCAAGGCAUGAGCCCGCGCGACUUCGUCGAUACCAUGAGGAAGGAGAACAAGCUCAUUCCCGGUAUUGGACACAGAGUCAAGUCAAGAAACAACCCGGAUCUGCGUGUCGAGUUAGUCAAGGAGUUUGUGAAGAACAACUUCCCCACCUACAAACUCCUCGACUACGCGCUGGCUGUAGAGACUGUCACAACGUCCAAGAAAGACAAUUUGAUCCUCAACGUUGACGGCUGUAUCGCCGUUUGCUUUGUGGACCUGCUCCGCCACAGUGGUGCCUUCACACCCGAAGAGGCAGAGGACUACCUCAAGAUGGGUGUGUUGAACGGUCUGUUCGUUCUCGGACGCAGCAUCGGUUUGAUUGCGCAUUUCCUCGACCAGAAGAGACUACGGACUGGUUUGUACCGUCACCCAUGGGACGACAUCACCUACCUUCUCCCCAACCUCGCAGGUGGAGCACCUGGCAACGAGGGCCGUGUCGAAGUCAGUAUGUAAAGAAGGGAAAGGGAAAAAGAGGUUUUCAUUAGGUGAAUGUACAUUUGAAGCAUUCUUGUUG